AUGGAUUCUGAGCCUUUUUGGACUGCUACUCCCUCCCCUGGGGGCACCCUGUUUGUCCCCAAUGCUACCACACCCUGGCUGGGUAGGGAUGAAGAGCUAGCCAAGGUAGAGAUUGGUAUCCUAGCUACUGUCCUGGUUCUGGCCACAGGAGGCAACCUGGCUGUACUACUGAUUCUGGGCCGCCAGGGCCAUAAGCGCUCCCGCAUGCAUCUGUUCGUGCUGCACUUGGCCCUGACGGACCUGGGCGUGGCGCUUUUCCAGGUACUGCCUCAGCUGCUCUGGGACAUCACCUAUCGCUUCCAGGGCUCUGACCUCCUCUGCCGGGCUGUCAAAUAUCUACAGGUGCUCAGCAUGUUUGCUUCCACUUACAUGCUGCUGGCCAUGACGCUGGACCGGUACCUGGCUGUCUGUCACCCUCUUCGAAGCCUCCAGCAGCCCAGCCAGUCCACCUACCCUCUUAUUGCUGCUCCCUGGCUGCUGGCUGCCAUCCUCAGCCUCCCUCAAGUGUUCAUUUUUUCGUUGCGAGAGGUGAUCCAGGGCUCAGGGGUGCUGGACUGCUGGGCAGAUUUCUACUUUUCCUGGGGCCCGCGGGCCUACAUCACCUGGACCACCAUGGCCAUCUUUGUGCUGCCCGUGGUGGUGCUCACAGCUUGCUAUGGCCUCAUCUGCCAUGAGAUCUACAAGAACCUGAAAGUCAAGACACAGGCUGGCAGGGAGGAAAGAAGGGGCUGGCCCAAGUCCUCAUCUUCUGCCGCUGCUGCAGCCACUAGGGGGCUGCCUUCCCGGGUCAGCAGCAUCAGUACCAUCUCCAGGGCAAAGAUCCGAACCGUGAAGAUGACCUUUGUCAUUGUGCUGGCCUACAUUGCUUGCUGGGCACCUUUCUUCAGUGUCCAGAUGUGGUCUGUGUGGGACGAGAAUGCCCCUAAUGAAGAUUCUACCAACGUGGCUUUCACCAUCUCGAUGCUUCUGGGCAACCUCAGCAGCUGCUGCAACCCCUGGAUCUAUAUGGGCUUCAACAGCCACCUGUUGCCACGUUCCCUGAGUCGCCACACCUGCUGCAGGGGUUCCAAGCCCCGAGUGCACAGGCAGCUCUCCAACAGCAGUCUCACUAGCCGCCGCACAACACUGCUGACCCACACCUGUGGUCCAUCUACUCUCCGUCUCAGCCUUAACCUCAGCCUCCAUGCAAAGCCUAAGCCUGCAGGCUCACUGCAGGAUUUGGAGCAGGUGGAUGGAGAAGCCACUAUGGAGACCAGCGUCUUUUAG
Molecule: messenger RNA, 1266 nt
Organism: Mus caroli (Ryukyu mouse)
Lineage: Eukaryota; Metazoa; Chordata; Mammalia; Rodentia; Muridae
Gene: Avpr1b
Product: arginine vasopressin receptor 1B
Biological process (GO): cellular response to hormone stimulus; regulation of systemic arterial blood pressure by vasopressin; G protein-coupled receptor signaling pathway
Cellular component (GO): plasma membrane
Molecular function (GO): peptide binding; vasopressin receptor activity
Source: RefSeq, a predicted model, not a curated record